Molecule: messenger RNA, 1629 nt
Organism: Astrephomene gubernaculifera
Lineage: Eukaryota; Viridiplantae; Chlorophyta; Chlorophyceae; Chlamydomonadales; Astrephomenaceae
Source: the annotation of a GenBank genome assembly
CAGGGGGAGUGGGCAUGUCAGCUGCUGCCGCCGCCGCCGUGUCAGCAGCCGCAGCCGCUGCUGCAGGCGGUGGUGGUAGUGGCGGCGGCGGAGGUGUCCCGCUGUCGGUGUUGGAGCAGUGCGUGCGGCUGGGUCAGCCGGUGCUGCUGGAGGACGUGGGGGAGGGGCCGCUGGACCCGGCGCUGGAGCCGCUGCUCACCAAGGCAACCUACAUGCAGGGUUCCCGCCUGCUGAUCCGUCUGGGUGACGUGGAGGUGGACUACGACCCGCGCUUCCGCCUCUACCUCACCACCCGCCUGCCCAACCCGCACUACCUCCCCGAGGUGUGCAUCAAGGUCAACCUAAUCAACUUCACGGUCACACCAAAGGGUCUUGAGGACCAGCUGCUGGGUGACGUGGUGCGGCAGGAGCGACCCGACCUGGAGGAGGCCAAGGACAGGCUGGUGGUGAGCCUCAGUGCGGACAAGCGGCAGCUGAGCGAGCUGGAGGACCGCAUCCUGGCGCUGCUCAAGGAGGCGGCGCCCGCCUCGCUGCUGGACGACGAACAGCUCAUCGCCACACUCAACAACGCCAAGCAGACCAGCGGCAUCAUCCAGACCCGAGUGGCGGAGGCGGAGGCCACCGAGCGCGCCAUUAACGAGGCCCGCGAGGUGUACCGACCCGUGCCGACCCGCGGGUCGCUGCUCUACUUUGUGACCGCCGAGCUCUCCCUCAUCGACCCCAUGUACCAGACCAGCCUGGCCGCCUUUGUUCGCAUGUUCCGUCACUGCCUGGACACCGCGGCGCACCCCGCUGACGACCUGGGCGCGCGGCUGCAGUGCCUGAUGGACCACACCACCGACUAUGUAUACCGCAUGGUGUGCAGGGGCUUGUUCGACAGCCACAAGCUGCUCUACUCCUUCCUCAUCGCCACCUCCAUCGGCCGCCACUCGGGAGCCAUCUCGCACGCCGAGUGGAGCUUCCUGCUGCGGGGCGGACGCGGCGCAUCCUCCUCUGCCACCGCCAGCCACUCCGUGCACGGCACCCUGGCGGGCAUGCAUCCCUCCGGCUCGGUGGGAGGUGCAAGUGCGGGGGCGGGGGCGGGGCCGGGUGCUCCCUCAUCCGCCGCCAUGCACAUGGCCAGCCUGAGUGGCAGCGGCGACACGCCCAGCGGCACGCAGCGCCCCUCCUCCACGCAGCCGUACGGGGGGUUGCCGCCGCCGCCGCGACCCGCGGGUCUGGGGUCGUGGGCGGGUCCGGGGGUGUGGGAGGGCGUGCUGGCGCUGGAGGCGGCGGUGCCGGCGGUGUUUGCCGGGCUGGCGGCGGCUGUGGCGGCCAAGCCCGAGGGCUGGCAGGCCUUCGCCGAGUCUCCCACCCCAGACACCUACGACCUCUCCUCCCUCUUCACGCCUCCCCCGCCCCCGCCUCCGCCUCCCUUCUCCAGCGCCUCCCCCUCCAUCACCGCCGACGGCUCCUCCUCGCCAUCCCCCUCACCGCCGCUCGCCCGCAUCCACUCCUACUCCACCCCGCACUCCCCCAUCCUCACCCACUCGCCGGCCCACAUGUCCCCGCAUGCACCGCACUCCUCGCUCGCCUCACCCGUGCCCAUGCGCUCCCACCCGCCGCCCCUGGCGCCCUCCGCCACCAUUG